Malassezia vespertilionis is the source of this 1251-nucleotide messenger RNA. It is a transcript of the gene PGK1, whose product is annotated as phosphoglycerate kinase. The transcript has a single exon. Gene Ontology annotation, molecular function: phosphoglycerate kinase activity; ATP binding; ADP binding. The record is from RefSeq and is a predicted model, not a curated record. Gene Ontology annotation, biological process: gluconeogenesis; glycolytic process. The coding region runs from base 1 to 1251 and encodes 416 amino acids. Gene Ontology annotation, cellular component: cytosol. NCBI's taxonomy places the organism in Eukaryota, Fungi, Basidiomycota, Malasseziomycetes, Malasseziales, Malasseziaceae.
AUGUCGCUUUCGCAGAAGCUUGCUAUUACCGAUCUUGACCUCGCGGGUAAGCGCGUGUUGAUCCGUGUCGACUUUAAUGUGCCUCUCGAUGGUGACAAGAUCACCAACAACCAGCGCAUUGUUGCGGCGCUCCCGACGAUCAAGUACGCUUUGGAGCAGAAGCCCAAGGCGGUGGUGCUCAUGAGCCACAUGGGCCGUCCCGAUGGCAACGUCGUGUCAAAGUACUCGCUGAAGCCUGUAGCGAAGGAGCUUGACAAGCAGCUGAACGCCAAUGUUGCGUUCUUGAACGACUGUGUCGGCCCCGAGGUCGAAAAGGCAGUUGCCGAUGCCAAGGAUGGACAAGUGAUCCUCCUCGAGAACCUCCGUUUCCACAUUGAGGAAGAAGGCAAGGGCAAGGAUGCUAAUGGCGAGAAGACCAAGGCGGAUUCCAAGGCGGUUGAAAAGUUCCGCCAGGAGCUCACCAAGCUGGGCGACGUGUACAUCAACGACGCCUUUGGUACUGCCCACCGCGCGCACUCCUCCGUCGUCGGCAUUGAGCUGCCGCAGCGUGCUGCUGGCUAUUUGAUGAAGAAGGAGCUCGACUUCUUUUCCAAGGCCCUUGAAAGCCCCGAGCGUCCGUUUUUGGCCAUUCUUGGAGGUGCGAAGAUCUCGGACAAGAUCCAGCUUAUCGACAACAUGCUGGACAAGGUCAACAUGCUCAUCAUUGGCGGUGGUAUGGCCUUUACAUUCAAGAAGGUGCUUGACAACAUGAACAUUGGCAGCUCUCUGUACGACGAGGAGGGCGCGAAGAAGGUGCAGGAGCUCAUGGCCAAGGCGCAAAAGAAGAAUGUCGAAGUGCUCCUUCCCGUCGACUUUGUCACUGCAGACAAGUUUGCCAAGGAUGCCAAAGUCGGCGAAGCGGACGACAAGACCGGUAUUCCUGACGGCUGGAUGGGCCUCGACGUUGGCGAAAAGAGCCGCAAGCUGUUUGGCGACGCAAUUGUCAAGGCCAAGACCAUUCUCUGGAACGGCCCCGCGGGUGUGUUUGAGUUUGACAACUUUGCCGCGGGCUCCAAGGCGCUGCUCGAUGCGUGUGUCCAAGCGGAGAAGAAGGGCGGCGUGGUGAUUGUCGGCGGUGGUGACACGGCGACGGUGGUGGCCAAGUAUGGUGCCGAAGACGACAUUUCCCACGUUUCCACGGGCGGCGGCGCUUCUCUCGAGCUCCUCGAGGGCAAGGAUCUGCCUGGCGUGACCGGACUUAGCAGCAAGUAA